UUUAUAUCCGUUAGGUCUCUUACUCUUCCGUCUCCAUUAUCUCCAGUUUUAGUUUCUCUCCUUCUACACACAACUUUCCUCUCACCUCACACCUCACACCCUCACACUCAACGUACACCAUACUCUUAUUAGAUAUCAACUCUCUAUCUCUCUCUCUGUCUCUAAAACUGUGAAAAUCUAUAGAUAUAGUGAGAGAAAACACUGAGAUAUAUAUAAAUAUAAUGCGGACUGUCAAAUCCACUCCGGCUAUGGCUUCGUCUUCUACCCAUUCUUGUACUUCUUCACCGUUACGACGCUCUCCGCCUCCGACGUAUCAUCGUCAAACCUUCUCUGAAUCGAUCAUGGAAGAGAACGUCGAAAUUGCCGAAUCAAUCGUCACCAAAUGGGACGUGGACGCCGCAACCUACUCCAAAUUCGCACAUCUGUUCAGCGACGACCGAAGAGAAGCCAAGGAGUUUCUCAAAUCGGUGAAGGGAUUGCAAGACGCGAUGCAAUUCUUCUUAUCGGAGAAUCUGAGUUCCGACAAGCUUGUUCGAGCUCAGAGCUUGAUGCAAAUCGCCAUGAAGAGGCUCGAGAAGGAGUUCUUUCAGAUACUGUCUUCCAACAGAAACUUUCCCGAUCGUGAAUCGGUUUCGAGCCGGUCGUCACGAGCAUCGGCGAGAUCGAUGAAUUCGGCUUCGGAAGACGAGUAUUCCGAAGAUGAAUUUCAGGUGGAAGAAAAUUCAAUCUCCGAAGUCGAGCGAGUUUCGAUGAUUGCAAUGUCUGAUCUGAAAGCCAUCGCAGAUUGCAUGAUUUCUUCAGGCUACUCAAGAGAGUGUGUGAAGAUUUACAAACUGAUUCGGAAAUCGAUUGUUGAUGAAAGCUUGUACGAACUCGGAGUUGAGAGGCUCACUUCCUCUCAGAUUCAGAAGAUGGACUGGGAGGUGAUUGAGCUCAAGAUCAAGCACUGGUUAAACGCGAUGAAAGUCGCCGUGAAGACGCUCUUCAACGGCGAGAGAAUUCUCUGCGAUCACGUCUUCUCUGCCUCCGAGAAAAUCAGAGAGUCGUGCUUCGUGGAUAUAUGCAGAGACGGCGCAAUUUCACUGUUUCAAUUCCCAGAAUGCGUAGCGAAGAGCCAGAAAUCACCGGAGAAAAUGUUCCGCACACUCGACCUCUACGAGUCCAUUUCCGACCUCUGGCCGGAAAUCGAGUCCAUCUUUUCAUUUGAAUCAACCUCCGCAGUCCGAUCACAUGCCGUCACAUCUCUCGUCAAGCUCGGCGAUAAUGUUCGUGCAAUGCUGUCAGACUUCGAGGCGGCGAUCCAAAAGGACACGUCCAAGUCGCCGGUGCCAGGCGGUGGUAUACAUCCUCUGACGCGUUACGUCAUGAACUACGUCGUCUUCCUCACCGACUACAGCGGAAUACUCUCCGACAUAGUCGCCGACUGGCCGUUGUCCGUACAGAGUCCCAUGCCAGAAUCUUACUUCUUAUCGCCGACCGCCGACGACAGCCCGACGUCGGCGAUAUCGUUGCGGUUGGCUUGGCUCAUACUCGUCCUCCUCUGUAAGCUCGACGGCAAAGCCCAGCUCUACAAAGACGUGUCGUUAUCGUACCUGUUCUUAGCAAACAACCUAAACUACGUCGUUUCCAAGGUGGCUUCAUCGAACCUGAGACUUCUCUUGGGCGAGGAUUGGUUGAUGAAGCACGAUACAAAGGUGAGACAGUACGCAGCGAACUACGAACGAAUGGGGUGGAACAAAGUGAUCUCAUCACUGCCUGAUCAGAAUCAGACGGCUGAUAUUUCACCUGAGACAGCGAGGGAGUGUUUCAAGAGCUUUAACUCGGCCUUCGAAGAGGCGUACCGGAAACAGACUUCUUGGGUUAUACCGGAUUCGAAACUCCGAGACGAGAUCAAACUCUCGCUGGCGAAGAAUCUCCUGCGGACGUAUCGGGCGUUUUACGAUACGUAUCGGAUGACGUGUCCACGAGUGGUGGGUUUUGUUGAUUCGUUGGUCAGAUUUGCCCCUGACGAUUUGGGAAAUUACUUGUCGGAUUUGUUUUACGGCACCGGAGGAUCAGGAUCAGGAUCAGGAUCAGGAUCGGGCAGCACGUCGUCGUCUCAUCCGUCACCUUCGAGGGAUCGGCGAUCCAAUUGAGGAGUUACGUCUGUUUUAAUCGCCGGCCGUAUUCAUGACUAAAUUCCAAUAACGACAAGGACCUGUGGGGGCCAUACCAUAACUAUUAACGAUUCUUUUGUGUUCCAAGCAGAUAGGACCAAACUGUACAAUUGAUUUAAAAAAAAAACAAACAAACAAACAAACUGUACAAUUGAUUCUUGAUAUUUUGGCAUGAUUUUUUAAAAUAAUAUAUUAAUUUUUGUACCUUUAUCUUA
Messenger RNA from Cornus florida, 2371 nucleotides. Its product is annotated as exocyst complex component EXO70H1. Gene Ontology annotation, molecular function: phosphatidylinositol-4,5-bisphosphate binding. Gene Ontology annotation, biological process: exocytosis. The transcript has a single exon. Lineage: Eukaryota; Viridiplantae; Streptophyta; Magnoliopsida; Cornales; Cornaceae. Gene Ontology annotation, cellular component: exocyst. The record is from RefSeq and is a predicted model, not a curated record. The coding region runs from base 222 to 2135 and encodes 637 amino acids.